Molecule: messenger RNA, 1157 nt
Organism: Trematomus bernacchii (emerald rockcod)
Lineage: Eukaryota; Metazoa; Chordata; Actinopteri; Perciformes; Nototheniidae
Gene: znrf1
Product: zinc and ring finger 1
Source: RefSeq, a predicted model, not a curated record
GCGGCUGAGCGGAGAGCAGCGGAGGGCCGAUGUGGGCUUCACUGUGACCCGAUCCCCGCGAAAAAGCGACAGCUGUUCGGACAACACGGGACAGACAUCACGGACCAGACGUCAUUGUUUUUUUUUCAAAGGCAGACUGUCGUCGGUCAGACAGGCAGCAACAGUUGUCACGAUGUCUGAGAUCAGAUGAGGCGGGAGCAGGGGAGCGAACACUGCGGCGCUGCUGUGCUCCCGGCCGGGCGGGAUAAACGCGUUGCUGUCGCGUCCCGCCUGCGAUGAUACCGCCGUGCUAACCACCUGGGACAGCGAGGGGAGUGAGCUGUAACAUCUUUGUGUCAUUCAGGACUAUCGGCGUUACUCGGCUCCUCAAACAUCCCCCGGUUGUGUCCCGGUUCUGUCUGCGGGUGAGCUGAAUCCAGACUUCGGGGCGGGCUCAUGUUCCGCUCGGCAGCGGAGCGGGCUGUUGCGUCUGCAGAGAGUCAGAGCUGACGAGCCUGCUGCCGAGACACAAGGACAGACAGACAGACAGAGAGAGAUAGACAGGCAGCAGGCCGAGAGACAGACAGGAGCGAGGGGAGGGGGGCGACAGCCUGUUUCGGCUCUCUCGACCCUGUGCGGAUCGAGCCGAGCCCCCUCCUGUUUCCGAACAGAACCCACCUAUCUCCCGCUUUGGAUGGGAGGAAAGCAGAGCACGGCGGGCCGGCCCCGGGGUGCUUUCCCCGGUGUCUCUACAGAUGACAGCGCAGUGCCACCCUCGGCCCACUUCGGCCACUACCGGCCGAGCGGCACCAUGGGCCUACGCAGUCGCUCGGUGAGCUCCGUGGCCGGGAUGGGCAUCGACCACAGCCCCGCCAUGCCCUUCGGCUUCUACACCCCCAGAGGGACGGACUCGGACAGAGCCGGGGGGGGUCAAGGGGCUACCGCCGCCCUCCACGGUACCGGCUACCAGGACACUGGGGGAGGGCACCACACGGAGGGGGUGCUCUAUCUGGGUUCCCGGGGGUCGCUGGCUGACACCUUGCCCCUGCACAUCGCGCCCCGCUGGUUCAGCGCGCACAGCGGAUUCAAGUGUCCUGUCUGCUCCAAGUCUGUGGCGUCCAAUGAAAUGGAAGUUCACUUCAUCAUGUGUCUAAGCAAGCCCCGCCUCUCCUACAAUG